Molecule: messenger RNA, 1204 nt
Organism: Caenorhabditis sp. 36 PRJEB53466
Lineage: Eukaryota; Metazoa; Nematoda; Chromadorea; Rhabditida; Rhabditidae
Source: the annotation of a GenBank genome assembly
AUGCAACGGCUACGCGACCUGUUCAACGGCGCUUUCUCAAAACUGUCACCGAUACGAAGAAUACGUCGAAAACGCGCCUUCCGACUUCUGGAUCUUCCUUCCGUUCCUCUCUUGAAAUGUCUGGGAAUGUUCGGCAUUAUUGAGCGGUAAGCGGAGCCUUCCAAUUUAAAUAAAAUAUUCGAUUUUCAAUUCUCAGAUGUAGCUUCUCGAAAUGCUCAAAGACCGCAAAGGCAGCUCUCAUGUCAUUGAAGAAGGAAAUCAAUUUUUUUAUGGCUUAUGCUCAAGUUCCAUUCAGAAUUGUAGUUGGUUUCGGAGUGAAUCUAAACGAUGAUUAUACGUUGCAUAUUGGUCAACUUGAAGAUUUGAAUGAUCUGAAAAUGGGAGUGGAAAGACCUCAAUCUUAUUGGAAAGUACGGCAAUCGGAGCUGUUAGCAGAAGUGGAGCACUACAAAGAAGCUCUGCGAACUCCUUUGAAAGGGAUUGUAAUAAGUUAUGAUCACUUUCAAAAGGGAGUUCGGGACAUUAUUAAUCACGUCAAUCGCCAGAAUUUCGUACUUGAUCUAUUCGAAAUCCUCGGUGAAUGUCCGAAUGAAGAAGAUGCUCGGUUCAUUCUAGACAACUGUAAGGCCACCCAUCACAUUUUUUUGACCUUCAAUCUUCCGCGAGACUUUCGGUAUCAAGUCAACCUAGUUGCAAGUAGUUUGACGUGUCGCUUUUCACACUGGUUAACAAUUGACAAUAUCAUCUCGAUGGACUGUGCGAUCAUCCAGCUGGAACAUGCAGAGUUCACACAACAAGACCUCAACCGAUUCGUCAAGCUCUGGAUGGCUGGAGCGAAUCCCCGUUUGGAGAAUUUGUUUAUAUUCAGGAAUAUUCGAGCAAACGUGAUGGUUAAUGAAUUGGACUUAGUGGACGGUGUUCAAUUCCUCAGAAUUGAUAAACUUGUCAAACGACAUUAUUUAGUGUGAGUUCACAAAUAAUCUUUAGCUCUGAGGUCUCCGAGUAUUGUUCAUUUUUCAGGAAAGAAAAUGCAAUGCCGCCGAUCAAGAGGAUUUGUUCGGGUGGGCUGGACAUUGUGAGGCAAGAUGGUGUGGAAGCGACGAUCGAGAGUUAUCCUUGCGACGGACUGGACAUGCACGCGUUCAAUUUCAUUGUUUGGCCUCAUUCAUCUUCCGAGUGGUUGGAGAUGGUCCACUCUUCUUAA